AUGGAGGCCACAAGGAAGGGCGGGCGCGCAGUGUACCGCCUUUCAAGAGGAGCCCGACGUUGUUGCUUCCGUGAGACGAGCGAUUGUGGCUCGCGUAGACUUUACAGCGGCACCUCCGGAGGCAGCGCGGAUUUAGUGCGGCAAUCUCUGGCCGAUGUGGGGCGCGCUCUGGCGGAGGGGCGCACCACGUCGGAGGAGGUCACGCGAGCGUGCCUGCUGCAGGCCGACCACACGGCAACCCUCAACGCCUUCGUGUCUCGCCACUCCGACGAGCACCUUCUUUCACUUGCCGCUCUCUCCGACAAACGCCGCCGGGACGGCCACCAGGUGGGCAAGCUGGAAGGCAUUCCGGUGGCGGUCAAGGACUCGUUCAACACGCACGACCUGCCGACGACGCCGCCGUGCGAUGCUGCGGUGGUGAGCGCUCUGCGCAAGGAGGGCGCCAUUAUCAUGGGCAAGACCAACAUGGACGAGUUUUCGAUGGGGUCUGGGAACACACAAAGCUACUUUGGCCCCGUGAUCAACCCGUGGAGCCCCUCCACGAAGCCAGAGGAGGCCUUUGUGGCUGGUGGAAGCUCCGGCGGCAGCGCGGCCGCCGUGGCUAGCGACUCGUGCUUCGGCGCGCUGGGUGGAGACACAGGCGGAUCGGUGCGGCUGCCGGGCGCCUACUGCGGCGUUGUGGGAUUCAAACCCUCGUACGGCCGCAUCUCGCGGUGGGGCCUUGUCGCCUACGGCAGCUCCCUGGACACGCCCGGCGUGCUCACCAAGACCGUGGAAGACGCCGCCAUCAUGCUCGGCGUGCUGGCCGGCAUGGAUGCUCGAGACUCGACGUCGGUUGAUAUCGAGGUGCCCGACUACGUCAAGUCCAUGAACCAGCCACGCAAGUUGCGAGUCGGCAUACCCAAGGAGUACCUGGUGAAGGAACUGUCCGAGGAUACGCGGAAGCUGUGGGAGGAGGGUGCUGAGGCCAUGGCGCAGCAGGGCGCCGAGGUGGUGGAGAUCUCCCUGCCGCACACGCAGUACGCCCUCCCGGCCUACUACAUCCUCGCUCCCGCCGAGGCCUCUUCCAACCUCUCCCGCUACGAUGGCCUUCGAUACGGCUAUCGAGGAGCGGGCGAUUCCAUUACGGAGAUGUACUCCAGCAGCCGAAGCGAAGGCUUUGGAGAGGAAGUACAGCGGCGGAUAUUGCUGGGCACUUUCACCCUCUCGCGGAGGCUGUACGACAGCUACUACCGCAAGGCGCAGCAGAUCCGCCGGCUGGUGCUCAACGACUUUGAGACCGCCUUUGGGCAGGGCGUAGACGUGCUGCUCCACCCUACGGCGCCCACACCCGCCUUUGCUCUGGCCGAAAAGCUGAACCCCGUGGACAUGUACAUCAACGACAUCAUGACCAUCCCCGCCUCCAUGGCCGGUCUGCCGGCUGUGUCGGUGCCUGUGCGCCAAUCGGCCGCCAGCAAUCUGCCGCAGGGGCUGCAGCUGGUGGGCCGCUACAUGGACGAGGGCACCCUCCUCGCCGCCGCCCGCUUGCUGGAGCAGGCCUUCCCCCGCGCCCACGCCCUGCGCCCUCCCCUCGCCUGA
Molecule: messenger RNA, 1578 nt
Organism: Acanthamoeba castellanii str. Neff
Lineage: Eukaryota; Discosea; Longamoebia; Acanthamoebidae
Product: aspartyl/glutamyltRNA(Asn/Gln) amidotransferase, A subunit
Exons: 10
Coding region: 1-1578 (525 amino acids)
Biological process (GO): mitochondrial translation; glutaminyl-tRNAGln biosynthesis via transamidation
Cellular component (GO): glutamyl-tRNA(Gln) amidotransferase complex; mitochondrion
Molecular function (GO): glutaminyl-tRNA synthase (glutamine-hydrolyzing) activity
Source: RefSeq, a predicted model, not a curated record